Molecule: messenger RNA, 2007 nt
Organism: Salvelinus fontinalis (brook trout)
Lineage: Eukaryota; Metazoa; Chordata; Actinopteri; Salmoniformes; Salmonidae
Product: slit homolog 3 protein-like
Exons: 8
Biological process (GO): negative chemotaxis; axon guidance
Molecular function (GO): calcium ion binding; heparin binding; Roundabout binding
Source: RefSeq, a predicted model, not a curated record
GUGUAUCAUUCCUGUAUUUUGUUGUCCUCCAGGGCUCUGGGUGCCAACCCCCUGUAUUGUAACUGUGACCUGCGCUGGCUGUCUCAGUGGGUGAAGGCUGGCUUCAAGGAGCCUGGCAUCGCCCGCUGUUCCGGACCACCUGACAUGGCCGACCGCCUGCUGCUCACCACGCCCCUCAACCGCUUCCUGUGCAAAGGCCCAGUUGAUCUGAAUCUGAUGUCGAAGUGUGCCCCCUGUCUGGCUGGCCCCUGUAUGAACAAUGGCACAUGUGCCAGCGAUGUAUCCGGCUCCUACCAUUGCACCUGUCCCUUUGGCUACAAAGGACAGAACUGUGAGAUAUCCAUCAACGCCUGCAUCAGUUUCCCCUGUGCCAAUGGAGGGACCUGCCACGUGAUCCUAGGCCAAGAGGACCAGUUCAGCUGUACGUGUCCUCCUGGGUACGAGGGUCUGCAGUGUGAGGUGAAUCCUGACGAUUGUGAGGACAAUGACUGUGAGAACAACUCUACCUGUGUGGACAGCAUAAACAACUAUACCUGCUUCUGCCCCCCAAACUUCAUAGGGGAUCUAUGUGAGGAGGGAGUGGACCCCUGUAUGCAAGGCUUUGACCCCUGCCAGCAUGACUCCAAGUGCCUCCCCCUCACCAAAGGCUACAGGUGUGAGUGCCUGCCAGGCUAUGUGGGCCAGCACUGUGAGCAGGACUACAACGACUGUCUGGAGAACAAGUGUCAGCACGGGGCCGAGUGUGUGGACGCUGUCAAUGGAUACACCUGCGUGUGUAAAGAGGGCUUCAGUGGUCUGUUUUGCGAGAACCCUCCCCCUAUGAUCCUGCUGCAGACCAGCCCAUGUGACCAGUCAGAGUGUCAGAACGGAGCCCAGUGUCUAGUGAUGGCUGGGGAGCCUGUGUGCCGCUGUCUGUCUGGCUUCACUGGAAACAAGUGCCACAAGAUUGUUACCGUCCACCUGCUGGGCAAAGAUGCCUACCUGGAGCUGUCCAGCGCCAAGAUACGCAACUCUGCCCACAUCUCCCUACAGGUGGCUACAGAUAAGGACAAUGGUGUCCUGCUCUACAAGGAUGACCAUGAUCCUCUAGCCCUGGAGCUGUACCAGGGACACAUACGCAUCAUCUACGACAUCGCUAACUACCCGCUGACCACUGUCUACAGGUCAGCACACACACACAGAUUAAACAUCAUUAUAAUAGAGUAAUGGAGGUGAGAAAACAGUGGAGGGGUCAUCAGUGGGAACUCUGGGAAACUAGUUAGUGUUGCAUUAGGAGUUAUAUCAGCCAUAGCACUCCUUGGAAAUUGUGAGAAUGGGGAAGGAGAGUGGCUGUAAUUUGAGCCAGCCAGCCAUAACAGAGCAGAGGAGGGAGGGGGAUUUGAAAUCAUAUUCACCUGAUCCUCCCUCAGCCCCAUAACCAGCCCCAGCCUUAGCUCCAUCCCCAGCUCCAACCCCAGCGCAAGGCCUGUCUCCCAGCCCAAGUCUGUCUGAUGCGUCAUGGCUUCCUCAUUUUGUUCUGCAUCUCCAGACUCUCCCCCUCAGUAGUCCCUUGUUUUCCCCGGAGUGACGUAACGUUCUGUGGCUUUGGUAGCGCCGCAACCAUUGUCUUUGGGGAGCAGAGGAUGUUUUGCGGGUAGCGGGGUGCGUGUGAGGAGACGGAAUGGGAAAGUGAGGAGGGGAAUUACCCGUCUGCUCCUAUUAGUGUGACAUGUGCCACCCCAGAGGCCUGGCACAACCCAGAGUACACAUCUCCCAAGGCAUUCCUGAGGUCUCCCUGUGAUAGUCAGCAUUACCAUUAACCGUGUGGAACCAGAGCAGCAGGUCUCACUCCGAGCCAGGGCCUCAAUUUUACACUGCUCCCGCCCAAUGAGGUGCAGAUGUGGACGGACUGUCAGGGGAAGCCCCAUCUAUAAGUUGAACUUCGUGGAGGUAGAGGGAGAGAGAGUGGUGGUGGAGGUGGCUGUGGUCGCUGCAUUCCUCAGCCCUCUGGGUAGUAAAGAUGCGGCG